AUGGCCCCUCUGUUUUCCAUGAUGAAUUCUGCUCAGGGGCCUCUCUCUCAAGAAGUUAAAUUACAGGAGCGAGAAAACUCGAACAAAGAGGAGGUUCAAACAAAAGACAAAGUGACUGUCAAGGGAUGCAAGACCAAGGCAUUCAGCCUUCCUUUCAGUGUGGAAUCUUUGAUAUCGGACAGAACAACAUCAAGGACUCCGUAUUCUUCAUCUGAGUCCGGACUUGUUUCACCCACGUCCGUUACAGAGGAGCGGCUACGAUUCUCUCCGAUGGCACUUUACGCAGAGAAAAAAACCCCACUGGAAAGUGUCUCAAACUUAUCUGACAGCAAGAGAAGUGAUGUAGAGGAGAUAGGUGACGAGGGACAGGGUAGCUGGUUUCAGACAUCAUCUUUCCCUACUCCUCCAAGGAGCUCAAGUCCAACGCCGUGUACCCUUAGAAAACAUAAGAACAAUCGAAAACCGCGAACCCCCUUCACCACCUCGCAGUUACUUGCUUUAGAGAGAAAGUUCCGACAGAAACAGUACCUCUCCAUCGCAGAAAGAGCUGAAUUUUCCAAUUCGCUCAACCUUACAGAGACUCAAGUCAAAAUAUGGUUUCAAAACAGAAGGGCAAAAGCCAAGAGACUUCAAGAGGCUGAGCUGGAAAAACUGAAACUUGCUACAAAACCACUCUUACCUGCGUUCGCCUUCCCCUUCCCUCUGGGAACGCACGUCGGCUCGCCGUCAUUAUAUGGACACUCCAAUUCCUUCCCACGGCCGACCUUACCAGUCCCCGGACUGUUCGGAGGACCUGUCACCUAUGGAAUGUAUUAUUUGUCUUGA
This is a messenger RNA of Chanos chanos (milkfish), 825 nucleotides long. It is a transcript of the gene msx3, whose product is annotated as muscle segment homeobox 3. NCBI's taxonomy places the organism in Eukaryota, Metazoa, Chordata, Actinopteri, Gonorynchiformes, Chanidae. Bases 1 to 825 code for a protein of 274 amino acids. The record is from RefSeq and is a predicted model, not a curated record. Gene Ontology annotation, cellular component: nucleus. Gene Ontology annotation, biological process: regulation of transcription by RNA polymerase II; embryonic morphogenesis. The transcript has 2 exons. Gene Ontology annotation, molecular function: RNA polymerase II transcription regulatory region sequence-specific DNA binding; DNA-binding transcription factor activity, RNA polymerase II-specific.